This is a messenger RNA of Wallemia ichthyophaga EXF-994, 681 nucleotides long. RefSeq names its product THO complex subunit 5-like protein. The transcript is spliced from 2 exons. Gene Ontology annotation, cellular component: THO complex part of transcription export complex. Bases 1 to 681 code for a protein of 226 amino acids. Lineage: Eukaryota; Fungi; Basidiomycota; Wallemiomycetes; Wallemiales; Wallemiaceae. Gene Ontology annotation, molecular function: mRNA binding. The record is from RefSeq and is a predicted model, not a curated record. Gene Ontology annotation, biological process: positive regulation of DNA-templated transcription, elongation; mRNA export from nucleus.
AUGGAACAACUUCAACAGUCGCUGGAAACUACAGGCUCUAUAUCGCUCCCACAGAAAGUCGCUCUGCUAUCCCACCUCAAGGCUUUAAACAGAGACAGCUCUUCUGUUAUACGCCAAUCUAAGCAGGCUGCUGCACAUCAGGCUCAAUUAUCAGACGGUGUACACGCUCAAGUGCAGAAUCUAUUAUACGAAAGGAGGCAUUUAGAGCAGGAAAUUGAAAGGUGCAGGAAUUUCGAGACUAGCUUCGAUAAAGUACCUUUGGUUUCACUUGACGAGUAUCGCAAGUUGAAUGGGGGCAAGGAGGAAGACGAGCACGUUUUAAUGCUCAAUAGACUGAAAUUCGAGCUGAGAACUCGCCAGGAACUCAACGAUCACCGCAAUCAGCUGCAAGAAGUGCGAUCGUCAAUCAACAGCGAGAACAAUCAGACGAAAAACAGUUUGGAGGAUCUUGACAGCGAUUUGGAUAAGUUUGUCGAUUUUGCAAAGGGUAUCCAAUCCAAGCUUAACAAGCUCGAUAAGGUUUGGGACAAGGAGAGUGAGGAGGAAAGUGAGGAGAGGAAAGAGUCCAAGAAUGAACUCAAGGACGAUAAUGACAUUGAGAUUGAUCAAGCUAACGAGGCUGAUAAUCACAGACCUCAAGAUACCAACUCCGGUGAAGAUCAACGUAUGGAUACUAAUUGA